Penicillium salamii is the source of this 1887-nucleotide messenger RNA. The record is from the annotation of a GenBank genome assembly. NCBI's taxonomy places the organism in Eukaryota, Fungi, Ascomycota, Eurotiomycetes, Eurotiales, Aspergillaceae.
AUGGCAACCGUUCGGAUUUGCGUCUGCGGAGACGAAGGGACUGGCAAGUCCAGCCUCAUUACCUCCCUGGUGAAAGGUGUCUUCGUUACAAACAAGAUCCAACCGGUUCUUCCUCAGAUCACAAUACCACCUACCCUCGGAACUCCCGAAAAUGUCACCACUACGACCGUUGUCGAUACAUCUGCCCUACCCCAGGAACGCAACAACCUCGCACGGGAGAUUCGGAAAUCAAACGUCAUUCUCCUAGUGUACUCUGACCACUAUAGCUAUGAACGGGUAGCUUUGUUUUGGCUGCCAUACUUUCGUUCAUUGGGUGUCAAUGUCCCGGUGGUACUGUGCGCAAACAAGUCUGAUCUCGGGACUGGUCACACCCAGGUGGUCGAGGAGGAGAUGUUACCGCUGAUGGCAGAGUUCAAAGAGAUUGACUCGUGUAUUCGCACCAGUGCACGGGAACAUCGAAACGUGAACGAAGCAUUCUUCGUCUGCCAGAAGGCUGUAACCCAUCCAAUCGCACCUUUGUUCGACUCGAAGGAAUCGGCUUUGAAACCUGCGGCAGUGGCAGCUCUUCAGCGGAUUUUCUAUCUCUGUGAUAAAGAUCGAGACGGUUAUCUUUCCGACAAAGAGAUCAAAGAUUUCCAAACUCGCUGCUUCGGGAAGCCCCUGAAUGAAGAGGACCUUGUCCACAUCAAAGACACCAUUCAAAAGACCUUGACAGAAUCAGUGACACAGUCCGGCAUCGAUUGCCAAGGCUUCAUUCAUUUGAAUAAGCUAUAUGCAGAGAAGGGACGCCAUGAAACCGUCUGGAUCAUUUUGCGAGCCUUCCAGUACACGGAUAACCUUUCGCUGCAAGAGAAAUUCCUGCAUCCUAAAUUUGAAGUUCCACCUUUUGCUUCUGCGGAACUAUCACCCGAAGGAUAUCGUUUCUUCGUCAAUCUGUUCUUGUUAUCUGACAAGGAUAAUGAUGGGGGGUUGAACGAAGUCGAGCUUGCAUCAUUAUUUGCCCCCACCCCUGGCUUGCCUGCAUCUUGGGCCGAUGGCUCGUUCCCGUCGUCUACCGUCCGAAACGAAGCAGGACAUGUGACUCUACAGGGUUGGCUUGCUCAGUGGAGUAUGACCACUUUCCUCCACCCAAAGACCACUUUGGAGUACUUGGCAUACUUGGGCUUUGAGCCAUCCGACCAAAGCGAUGAAUCUAUUACGGCAGCAUUGAAAGUAACACGGCCACGCAAAAGGCGCCGGCGCCCUGGUCGUGUGGGACGAAAUGUGGUCCAAUGCCAUGUUUUGGGAGCCCCCGGUUCCGGCAAAUCGGCCUUACUCGAUGCGCUCCUCUCGCGUGGCUUCAGUACAACUUAUCAUCCUACCAUUCAACCCCGCACCGCAGUCAACACCGUCGAGCUUCCUGGCGGAAAGCAGUGUUAUCUGAUCUUGGAUGAACUUGGUGAAUUGGAGCCUGCUCUCCUUGAAAACCAGGCAAAAUUACUGGACCAGUGCGACGUCAUUGCGUACACAUAUGACUCCUCGGACCCAGACUCUUUUGCUUACAUCCCGGCCUUGUGGGCGAAGUAUCCUCAUUUAGAAGAGCUGCCAAGUGUAUUUGUUGCCCUCAAGGCUGACUUGGAUCGGACAACCCAGCGAGCCGAGCACCAGCCCCAUGAAUACACGGCCAUGUUGAACAUGCCUAGUCCACCUCUUCACGUGAGUGUGACUUGGAAUUCCAUUCAGGAAGUGUUUGUCCACAUCGCAGAGGCUGCUAUGGAGCCAAGUACCGCUUUCCCUCGCAGCGAAGAGGACGUUGAGGGCAAAUGGAUGUCAUGGGGAAUUGCCCUCGGGGCUGUGGUUUGCGCUGGUGCCGCAGCAGUGAUGAUCUGGCGACGCAGCGGAAACUAG